AUGCAGUUUUUCGGUAAAGAUUUCGGUUCGACGGUGACGGGCUCUCAGCUGUACGGGAGCGAUGAGGCCGCGGAGAAAAGGCUCAGGUCGAUGUCGGGCGGCAAGCUGAAAACUGAGUACUUAGGCGGUGAUCAGUAUCCGUCGCGGUUGUCUUUCGCGGAGAAGAUCCGGAAGAUGUUCACCCGGACACCGGUAGCCGACCAACAGCACUGGUUUAAUCAAGCGGUGACCGUUGGCCAACCGCCGAGGUCGGUGUUCGCGGACGUUUACGGGGCCCUGCGCACCCAGUGGGCAGUGGCAAAUCCGCUGUUGGGCGAGGACCCGCUGCUGUUUGCCAUGAACACGUUAUGGGUGCGUGAGCACAACCGCGUGUGCGACUUACUGACGACCCGUUGGCCCGAAUGGACGGACGAUCAGCUGUACGCGGUCGCCAGGAGGACGGUGGUCGCACAGAUGAUGGCCAUCAUGAUGAAUGAGGUGUUGCCCGCGGCCAAUCCGUUCACAUUGAAAUACGACCCAGAGUCGUACCGCGACGUACUUCUGAACACCAGUACCACUGCUAAAACGCCGUUGGAGUUGUUGUUGACGACGUUCUUACCGUCCGGUCUACCCGACGGUUUAGAUGACACUAGGCAAAUAUUAGUGAGUGGUAUGACUGAAACGGUUAGAUUCAUGGUCGAUCAAAAAAUGGGAUCGUUGACUAGCAACAAUGACGGCGAUGCGACGAUGCCGCUAACAAAAUUACUGAUCAAAUUAUCCCGGGAAAAUAGGAUAAAAGGUUUUAACGAUUAUCGAAGACAUUUCGGAUUACGAGCCUACAAAAGCUUCUACGAGCUGACCGAAAACCACGAAACGGCCAAUAAGUUGGUAUCGUUGUACGGAGAUGUCGAUAACGUAGAGCUGUUGACUGGAAUGUUGAUGGAAAAGAAAAGUGACAAUGUAGCUCCCACGUUCACGGUCAUGAUCAAUAGUUUUAUAGUUAAUUCGAUCAUCAUAAAUCCUCUGGGUAGUAAAGACUUAUGGAAUGCAGAUACGUUCGGAGGGGAAUACGGCUUUGACUUAAAGACGAACCCUCUACCGAAAUUACCUAUAACAAAAGCAUAUCCAGCUGGUCGAGUACCUAUCAUUAAGAAGAAACUCGAAGAUGUAGAAAUGCUUAUUCAAUACGUUGUUGAGCAUGAAGACUUUGAUCAAGCGAUUUUGUCCUGGCCAACAUCAGAGGUUCAACUUAAUGAAAUAUCAGAUUACUACGAAGAUUAA
This is a messenger RNA of Sipha flava (yellow sugarcane aphid), 1260 nucleotides long. RefSeq names its product prostaglandin G/H synthase 1-like. Bases 1 to 1260 code for a protein of 419 amino acids. Gene Ontology annotation, biological process: response to oxidative stress; cyclooxygenase pathway. NCBI's taxonomy places the organism in Eukaryota, Metazoa, Arthropoda, Insecta, Hemiptera, Aphididae. Gene Ontology annotation, molecular function: oxidoreductase activity, acting on single donors with incorporation of molecular oxygen, incorporation of two atoms of oxygen; peroxidase activity; heme binding. The transcript is spliced from 4 exons. The record is from RefSeq and is a predicted model, not a curated record. Gene Ontology annotation, cellular component: neuron projection; cytoplasm.